AUGCCUCCAUCAGCCAUGCGGUCUGGCAUGUCCAUGUCUCCGCCAUUGUUCGAUGCGAGCGGUCGACAGCGACCGCCCAGAGAUUCUCUCGGGGAUACGGCAGAGCGUCGGGUUUUGCCUUUGCGGGAAUUGACCGACGAGACGAUUGACGACGCGUACGUGGCUUUUAUCCUGUACUGCAACCCGAAUGUUCCCUCAUCCGUCGAUACAACCGAGCUCCGGAAGAGCUUCCGGUCACCGCCUCGCAGUGACGGGAAGAGUUUUAGCAUUUAUACUCUGUGGGAGCUCAUCCGGAAGCUGGACCGCAAAGAGCUGAAGACAUGGAUCCAACUGGCCAUCGAGUUGGGCGUGGAACCGCCGUCGCUGGAGAAGAUGCAGAGCACGCAGAAGGUGCAGCAGUAUGCGGUUCGACUGAAGCGAUGGAUGCGUGCGAUGCAUGUUGAUGCCUUUUUCGAAUACUGUCUCGGCCAUCCCCACAGCUACUAUAUGAGGCUUCCGUCCGCGAGCGGUCCUGCGAGCGAAAGCCGCGAUGGAGUGCCGUUAGAGGAGGACUUGGCCCUUCGCGCUCUUGUUCCGGAGUGGAAGCCCAAACGGGGCAGAAAGCGCGCCGAGGAUAAAGAAAGCGAGGAUGGACAGGCUGCAAAACGUCCGCACCUGGACACGUCGGUGGGCCUGCUGGACAACAAUCCGCUGGCGACGCAUGCUGCCAAUUUCCCGCCCAGCGCCAUUCCGUUUAGUGCCUUUCCGGACGAUAUGGAUAUUACAGACCCGUGGGCAGCGGCCGCAUCUUCCUUUGCCUCGGAUGGACAGGGAGUGGACCCGCUGGGCGGCCAGGAGCUGCGCUGGCGGUCUCUCGAUCGCGAGGCCUCACCGGCAGGCUAUCCACGGUCGGCAAUCAUCCCAAGACAGCACAAUCCGGCGGAUAUGCUGGCGACGAGCGAGCCGCGGUCGGCAGUGACACCGUCGUCGCGAGAACGGAGUCGCACGCGGCGGCGACGUGGGCCGGCAGUAUCAUCGGCGUGGCCGAGCAGUUCAGGAUCCGUGACGGGCAAGGUGCGAGGACGGCCGCCGAAUCGAGGCUCGGCGCCUGGGGGGCCUUUCUCGUCGUUUCCCGCGAAUCCAGCGCGGUCGAACACGCCAGGCGAUAAUGCAAGCAUGCGCUCGUCGCCGGCUGUUACGGCCGAUAAUAACCAGCCCGGGCCCCAAAACAACCAGACCCAAAACAACCAGACUGCAGGGUCAGGCCGACCGCUCACUCGGCCCAGCAAGCUGCAGUUGCAGGUGCCUGAGAAUACGGGUAGACCGAUCCGGCUGGCGACGCCGCCGACGCUGCUAGUGAACGGGACGGAUGAGAUUUCGUCGGGGUUUCCACCGAACGGGCGCGAAUCGACGGGGUCGAAUGUCGAUAUCGAUGGCGGGCAGGCUGGCAGGCCAUCACUUGAAGACGUGACGAGGAUGCUGGCAGGGAGGAUUCUCCAUGCGAACGUAGUCGGCCGGUCAGCACCGAUCGAAGCAGACGAAGCUCGGGGCCUGGCGCGCGCAGCCGUGGAGCGGUUGCGAGGGAUGUAUUUGGGGGUACCACUGGACUUGGUAUCCAUUAUAUGUGCGAUAUUUGGUGUGGGCGUGGGCCAAAACGUGCGGCCAGGGUCGUUGACCGUAAAGGUUGCGAACGGGUCGUCGACUACGACAGCUGUUGAGAAUGAUGGCUCAGUCGGGCAAUCCGGGGGACGACCGACACAGACGUAUACCCUGACUGUGGACCGGUCGGCUCCUGGACUCAGGUUCAACAGCGAGCUCAGCGAGCUAUCACUCUCACCUGAGAACGGACCCUCGAAACAGGACGAGAUCGACGCGCUGAAAAACGGCACUGGUGCCGACGAAGCUGCUGAAGAUUUCGACAUCCCUCUGACAGACGACGAACUCGACAACAAUAACAAUAACAACACUGACGGAGGAAACGACGCAACAUGGAAACAGCGAUACCUGCGCCUGCGGCAAACGAUGCAGAAGAAAGAGGCCGCGCUGCGCGAGUACAAGCGGAACAUUCUGCAGGCGGUGAUGGCAGAUAUAUAA
Molecule: messenger RNA, 2073 nt
Organism: Rasamsonia emersonii CBS 393.64
Lineage: Eukaryota; Fungi; Ascomycota; Eurotiomycetes; Eurotiales; Trichocomaceae
Product: ARS binding protein Abp2
Exons: 2
Coding region: 1-2073 (690 amino acids)
Molecular function (GO): DNA replication origin binding
Source: RefSeq, a predicted model, not a curated record